Molecule: messenger RNA, 2941 nt
Organism: Manihot esculenta (cassava)
Lineage: Eukaryota; Viridiplantae; Streptophyta; Magnoliopsida; Malpighiales; Euphorbiaceae
Product: casein kinase 1-like protein HD16
Exons: 16
Coding region: 421-2595 (724 amino acids)
Biological process (GO): peptidyl-serine phosphorylation; signal transduction; endocytosis
Cellular component (GO): nucleus; cytoplasm
Molecular function (GO): protein serine/threonine kinase activity; ATP binding
Source: RefSeq, a predicted model, not a curated record
CUUGUUUCUCCCUGUAAAUCACUUAAAGCUCUUUCGCUUCUCUCUCUGAGUUUAUCUCUCUGUGAGGCGAUCCCUAAUCCAAAUCCUAGUUUCCUUUUGUUUCAAUCUAAAGAUUGUUAAUUUUUCUCACAUUCUGCUUCUAAUUGCAUUCAAUUUCUCUGGUUGCUCUGCUUAGUUUUCUAUUGCCCAAGAUAAUUGCACGGCUUGGAUGCUGUUUGGAUUUUCUGUUCUUGGGAUCGAUAACGCAUAUUUCUAGCCAAUUAAACGGAAUUGCAAAAGAUUUUGGUUUGGUGUUUUGUUUCUUGGGUUGAUCGAUUGGCGUUGCUGUGGGGCGCGGAUUUGUCUUUGGGUGCGUGAGAGGUUGGAUUUUACAUUCAAGAUUUUUUAUUUGUGAUGAGAAUCGUAAUCAGAGAAUGAACGAUGCCGGUUCUGCGUAGCGGAGCGCGCAGGGGCCGGCGAGCAGCAGCAAAGCAGCAGGCAAAACCGACCGUGUCAGGGGACGCGAUCGCAACAAGGACACGCAGAAGGCAAGCGGAAGCAGCUGCCGCUGGGGCUGCUCCUGAAAAUAAUAAUAUUAACAACGAUAACGAUAAGAACCAGCAGCAGCAGCCGGUGGAUGAAAACGUAGUCGCUGUUGCUGCAGUAGUGGCGGCGGCGGCGGCAACAGUAGCGGUGAACCACGGGGUGAAUAGGGGUGUAGAAGGGGGGGCGGCAGUUGCUGGUAUUGGCGCUAUUGGUGGAGGGGAGGAAAAGAAGGAAGAAGUUGGAGAGAAGCUUAUGGACGACUACGGUAGUGGCGGGAAAAGUAAUGAUAAAGCCAAUGCAGGUGAAGAUGAGGGGAGCACUGCUCCACUUCCUGAAAAGGUUCAGGUUGGCGGUUCCCCACUUUACAAAUUAGAAAAAAGGUUGGGCAAGGGUGGCUUCGGUCAAGUAUAUGUUGGUCGACGCCUUUCUCCUGUUGCUUCAAAUGAUAGAACUGGCCCUGGAGCUGUAGAGGUGGCCUUAAAAUUUGAGCAUAGAAGUAGUAAAGGAUGUAACUAUGGACCACCAUAUGAGUGGCAAGUUUAUAGCUUUCUUGGUGGCAGUCAUGGAAUACCACGAGUACACUACAAGGGUCGGCAAGGUGACUAUUUUAUCAUGGUUAUGGAUAUUCUGGGGCCAAGCUUGUGGGAUGUUUGGAAUAAUAACUCUCAUACAAUGUCCAUUGAAAUGGUUGCUUGUAUUGCCAUUGAAGCAAUAUCAAUAUUGGAGAAGAUGCACUCUAGAGGUUAUGUUCAUGGAGAUGUGAAGCCGGAGAAUUUUCUUCUUGGUCCUCCAGGAACUCCUGAUGAGAAAAAGUUAUUUCUUGUUGAUCUUGGAUUAGCUACCAGGUGGCGAGAUACUUCAACUGGUCUGCAUGUUGAAUAUGACCAAAGGCCAGAUGUUUUCAGAGGAACAGUUCGAUAUGCUAGUGUGCAUGCCCAUUUGGGGAGAACAGCUAGUAGAAGAGAUGAUUUAGAAUCACUUGCUUACACCCUAAUUUUCCUUCUCCGAGGUCGUUUACCUUGGCAAGGGUACCAGGGAGAGAAUAAGGGCUUUCUUGUUUGUAAGAAAAAGAUGGCAACAUCUCCAGAGUGCCUCUGUUGCUUCUGUCCACAGCCUUUCAAGCAGUUUGUUGAAUAUGUGGUGAACUUGAAGUUUGAUGAAGAACCUAAUUAUGCAAAAUGCGUUUCUCUGUUUGAUGGGAUUGUUGGUCCAAAUCCAGAUAUCAGGCCAAUUAACACAGAAGGUGCUCAAAAGCUUAUUUAUCAGGUUGGUCAUAAGAGAGGUCGGUUGUCUGUGGAGGAAGAAGAGGAUGAACAACCGAAGAAAAAGGUUCGAAUGGGCAUGCCUGCAACACAAUGGAUUAGCGUGUACAAUGCUCGAAGACCUAUGAAGCAAAGGUAUCACUAUAAUGUGGCUGAUGCAAGACUUGCCCAGCACAUUGAAAAAGGAAAUGAAGAUGGCUUGUUUAUUAGCAGUGUAGCUUCAUGUCAAAACCUGUGGGCCCUGAUCAUGGAUGCCGGUACUGGUUACACUGCACAAAUCUAUGAACUAUCGCCACAUUUUCUUCACAAGGAUUGGAUAAUGGAGCACUGGGAGAAGAAUUACUAUAUCAGUGCAAUAGCUGGAGCUGCUAAUGGAAGCUCCUUAGUUGUUAUGUCUAAAGGUACUCAGUAUUUGCAGCAGUCAUAUAAAGUCAGUGAUUCAUUUCCUUUCAAAUGGAUUAACAAAAAAUGGAAGGAGGGAUUCCAUGUUACUGCAAUGGCCACCUCAGGGAGUAGAUGGGGAGUUGUUAUGUCUCGUGGUGCAGGGUUUGCACAUCAGGUUGUUGAACUUGAUUUCCUUUAUCCAAGUGAAGGCAUACAUCGUCGAUGGGAUCAUGGAUAUCGGAUUACAGCAACUGCAGCUACUUGCGAUCAGGCUGCUUUUGUUCUUAGUGUGCCAAGAAGGAAACCUCCAGACGAAACACAGGAGACGCUUCGAACUUCUGCUUUUCCUAGUACCCAUGUCAAGGAGAAAUGGGCGAAGAAUUUAUACAUUGCCUCAAUGUGUUAUGGACGAACGGUGUCAUGAGCAACACCUCUCGCUCUCUUCUCAUUCUCUCCCUGUAGCUGUUGGUUGAGAAGGGAAACGCUGGUUUUCUGAAGUGGCAAUGUCAAGGCGUAGAGGAAUUUUGAUGAGUAAAUAGCUUUUUAUCAAUGGUAAUCAAAGUAUAGAAGUUCUGGGUUAUGCCUGUCAUUUAUGUGAAAUUUCUCCUGCCUAAGUCUGAUCCGCCAGAGAUGGGCAUGAUUUUUUCAACUUUUUUGUACAGUCUUUGAAUAAUUACUUUUAACUAGAACAUCAUGUAGGAUUCAUGAUCCUCUUCGCGUGGGAUGUUGACUUUGCUUUUUGUAUGUUAGUGAUAGUGUUUCUUUCUUUC